Cadophora gregata is the source of this 2121-nucleotide messenger RNA. RefSeq lists its product as uncharacterized. Gene Ontology annotation, molecular function: D-arabinono-1,4-lactone oxidase activity; FAD binding. Gene Ontology annotation, cellular component: membrane. NCBI's taxonomy places the organism in Eukaryota, Fungi, Ascomycota, Leotiomycetes, Helotiales, Ploettnerulaceae. The record is from RefSeq and is a predicted model, not a curated record. The coding region runs from base 499 to 2031 and encodes 510 amino acids. The transcript is spliced from 5 exons.
CCUCGUUCUCAAAAAGGGGAAAUAAACGAAGGAACAGAUCAUCAGGGGAGUAAAGCAAAUCCGGGGUCAAUCUCCUCGCUUAGAGCUGGCAGCAAGGGUAAAGCGGGGUAGUCCCCUGACCUUAAACUCAUUUGCAUCCCAAUUCUCUCACCGUCACUCAAACCAUCCAGAUACGGGACGAGACACCGAAAGUUGACAUCUCGAAAGUCACCUAUGAUCAUCUGCUAAAGGCGUGAAAGGGGAAGGUAUCACGGAUCAUCGAUACUAGCACCAAGACAAGUCAUCGCUCCGACGAUAGCUUCAUCUGCUGGGUAUCACGCGAGUCUAUUCUGACAAGACUAAGUCGGUAUCACAUGGAGUUUUAUUUCUUGCAGUAUGUGAUCGGUAUUUCGCUAUGGUGGCAUAGACAUACAUAUAAAAGGUAGGUGGAGAAUUUCCGGGCCUGUCCGAGUAACUCGCACUUGAGCUUCAGUUGAUGAGAUUUUAACUCCUGCAAACAUGGCUCCUUACAUAUCUCUCAUAGCAUCUCUCGCUUAUCUAUUCAGUUCUGUUAAUGCUGCCCCAUACAACACAUUCGAUGGCGAGGGAUUCCCUGCUUGCCGCAAUGUUUCCGCAGUGUACCAGCCCUCCUCAGUAGAUGAGAUGGUCUCUCUCGUCAAGUCUGCGGCAGCGAAAAACACGCCUGUGCGAGCAAGCGGGAAAAGUCACAUGUGGUAUGACACCAUGUGCUCCGAUGAUCCGUCAACAAUCAUCAUCCAGACCGAAGGUGUCAACAAGAUCGGUGGCUUCACACUUUCCGGUGGUACAGGAUCGGUGAUAAUCGAAGCAGGUGUGACCUUCUUCCAACUUGCCGAUUAUCUCCAUGCAAGGGGAGCUUCAAUGGGAUACACCCUAGUCAACUGGAAUAUGACCAUUGCCGGUGCCGUUGCUAUGGGAGCUCAUCGGUCAUCUUUGAGAGAAGCUUCUAUGGUCGCGGCUGGAGUGCUGGAAAUUGAUAUCAUUGAUGGCACUGGAACAAUCCAGAAGAUCCCAAGAAAUGAGAAUAACGAUACGUGGCUUGCUGCUUCUACAUCGCUGGGUCUCCUGGGUCCGAUUGCGAGAAUGAAGUUUAAGAUCUAUAGCGACUUCAAAGUUUACGCAAAGCAAGACAUUUUGGAAGAGAAAGACGUCUUAGACGGCGAUAUCUAUGGCCUCAUUGCCCCAUAUGCAACAGCAAACUUCUGGUGGUGGCCCUACCUCCGCAAGUUCCAUCACAGAUACUACGACGUCGUCCCCACAAGCAUGAGCAACCAGCAGGGCUUCCAAAACACCUUCUCCAUCUCCCAAGCCGAAGCCGACAUCGCGCGCGGCCUCCUCGACAGCGGCAAAUACCUCCCCACCUCAAACAUGCUCGCCGAAACAAUCUUCUACGGCAUCUGGUCGUCGCCUAAUUUCCACGAGAAGACCAACGACACGGCAAUCACCAAUUGGCCCGUCUACGGAUGGAACUACGAUGUGCUUAUCGGUGGAUUGUAUCCUGGUCAGCAGCCAGAGUGGGAUUACAAUCUGCACGGAUACACGCUGGAGCUUGCUGUGCCGGUGACGCAGGCUAACAAGUUGUUGAAGAGGGUGAGGUCGCUGUUUGAUGCGGAGCUCAAGAAGGGGAUUGUGAUGACUUCGACUUAUAGGAGUGGGAUUAAUAUUAAGUUUGGACGGCCGUAUAAUGAUUUCUUGGGUCAGGUGUGGACGAAUACGACGGAUGGAUCGGAUUGGUCGAAGGGGGCUAUUAUGUUUGAUUUCCCUACUUACUGGCCUACGGUUGGGGAUCACUUGAGGUUUAAUGAGCCGUUCUAUCACAAUCUUGCUACGGUCAUCAUCAACGAGUUUCCUUGCAGACCACAUUGGACCAAGAACAGUCGCGAUGUCUUGACUCAAGCUGUCAAGAACCUCGAUGCAAGCCACCUUGCGCGUUUCAAGGCUGUCAGAAAGAGGUUCGACCCCAAGGGAAUCUUCAAGAGUGUCGUUGGGGAGAUUAUCGGGGUUAUGAAUUAAUCGUCCGUAGACUCAUCUUGGAGAUGCCGUUCAGAAGUUGCUCAAUAGUCGUAUCCGUAUUCUCAAAUAUAAACACCAUCCUGCUCAUAA